AUGUCUUCCAUGCGCAAUGCCGUUCAACGGCGCAACCACCGCGAGCGUGGCCAGCUCGAAGGGCGCGAGAAGUGGGGUAUUCUUGAGAAGCAUAAGGACUACUCGCUCCGAGCCAAAGACUACAAUGAGAAGAAGGCGAAGCUCAAGCGCCUUGAAGAGAAGGCACUCAACCGAAACCCCGAUGAGUUCCAUUUCGGUAUGAUGGGCGACCGCAACCAGAAGCAAGGGAAACAUGGUCGCGGCAAUGUGGCAAGACCUUCAGCGGCUGGGCUGAGCCAUGAGGCAAUCAAGCUGCUCAAAACCCAGGACAAAGGAUAUUUGAAGACACAGUCAGAACGGAUACGAAGAGAAAUUGAGCGCCUGGAAAGUGAUGCCAAACUACAAAAGGGGAUGGAUGAUUUCUUAGGGGUCAAGAGCCAGGAAAAAAAGGAAGAAGAGUCGGAGGACGAGUUUGACAGCUUCGAUGAUCUGGAUGAUCUUGCCUUUGGACCACCUGCCAAGAAAAAGGCUCGCAAAAUCGUUUUUGCCGAUGAUAAAGCUGAACAGCAAGAUCUCAAGCGCAAACGGUCGGAAGCUGAGGAGAUGGAAGCUAUGGAUGAGGAUUCAGACGAAUCGUCCAAGAAGGUCCACAAAACUCCUAAACAAAUCGCGGCCGAACGCAAGGCACUCGUUGAAGCUCGCCGAGCUCGCUAUAUCCGCAAGCGCACGGUGCAAAGCCGAGAGAACAAGCUCAAGGCUCUCCGGAAACAAUUCGCCGAGCUUCAAGCAGCUGAGCGCGAGCUCGAUUGGCAGCGGGCCAAGAUGGACAACUCGGUAGGCGGUACGAACAAAAAUGGGGUCAAGUGGAAGGUGCGAGAGCGCAAGCGCUGA
Penicillium chermesinum is the source of this 870-nucleotide messenger RNA. Its product is annotated as rRNA-processing protein UTP11. The record is from RefSeq and is a predicted model, not a curated record. The transcript has 2 exons. Lineage: Eukaryota; Fungi; Ascomycota; Eurotiomycetes; Eurotiales; Aspergillaceae. Gene Ontology annotation, cellular component: nucleolus; small-subunit processome. Gene Ontology annotation, biological process: rRNA processing. The coding region runs from base 1 to 870 and encodes 289 amino acids.